This is a messenger RNA of Gasterosteus aculeatus aculeatus (three-spined stickleback), 8824 nucleotides long. Its product is annotated as zinc finger homeobox protein 3-like. Gene Ontology annotation, cellular component: nucleus. The record is from RefSeq and is a predicted model, not a curated record. Lineage: Eukaryota; Metazoa; Chordata; Actinopteri; Perciformes; Gasterosteidae. Gene Ontology annotation, biological process: regulation of neuron differentiation; regulation of transcription by RNA polymerase II. Gene Ontology annotation, molecular function: RNA polymerase II cis-regulatory region sequence-specific DNA binding; DNA-binding transcription factor activity, RNA polymerase II-specific; zinc ion binding.
GUCUGCGCAAUUACGCACAUGCGCACUAGGCGCAAUCUCAGCCAUUUUUUGAAGGAAACUAAUUAGCAGGAAUAAAGAGCCAAGUGUUUUCCCCCCACAGUGAUCAGAACUCAUUCUACCUCUGGAGCUCGCACAAACCCCUCCGUCCCCUGUCGUCUGUUCACCACGGCCUACAUGUAGCUUUAAUUACACUGUUGUUUGGCAACAACUUGGACCCCGCUGCUCUCUCUCCCUCACCCCGUUUUUUCCCCCUUCCUCCUAGCUCCGUCAAAAACGCAGAGGAUCAUUCACAAGGAAUGAGUGGUCUCUCUGCGCUGCGAUUGUUUUCUGGACUACUACCCAUUCGGCGUACGGAGCUUUGUACCAGAGCCGCUGCAUAAAUGUGGGGGAGUAAUGCUUGGCAGCUGUAGCCUCUGGUAUGGACAGCGGUGAGGGAGGAGGAGGAGGGGACGGAGGGGGAGGAGAGGAGAGAGAUGCUGACCUCAGUCCCCGGGCUUUAUCUCUUCCUCUCCUGACCCCAGCGGUCAGUACCGAGCAGGGGUCAUCUUCUCAUACCUCAGCCAUGGCCCCUGCCAAAGAGCCCCUGACCCUGCCACAGCAGGGGGAAGAGGAAGCAGAGGGGUCCCAGGCUAGAGAAGAGACCCGGGGAGGUGAGCAGAAAGAAGGAGGCCGACAUUCAAAGGAGAAUGGAGCGUGUCAAAAGCAGGGCAUGAAGGAAGACUUCGGGGAGGCAUAUUUGUCAGCGCAAGGGAAGGAAGAAGGGGAGGUGCUUGUAGGUGUAGUAGAGGCGUCAGUUACAGGGGGCCUCCCAGCAGCCCUUAGCAGCAAAGGAGAGGAGGAGGAGGAUGACGAGGAGGAGGAGGAGGAGGAGGAGGAGGCGGCGAAGGAAGAGGAAGAGGCCAUCUCAAACCAAAGCCAAACCAAAUCCAAAUGUUCUUUAUUACCUCAACAGAGCCAGCACAGCUCUUCUUCCAGCACUGCAAAGGCCAGUGGCACACUCAACAGCAAAAUUGCCGCCUCUCCAAAGCCCUCCCCCAUUACUUCCACCUCUCCAAAGCCCUCCCCUCUUCUUUCCAACUCUCCAAAGCACUUCACUUGUCCGUCCUCCUUUUCAGCCCUGCUGAGCGAGACCGAGGUAAAAGACAUUAAGGGAGAUCAGGGCUGGAUUUCUGAGUUUCCUCAGAGCUUUAAAACCCAGCAGUCUACCCUGGCGUUUCCACUGGCAGGUAUGGAGCCUGCCAGUGCAGCUACUGAGGAUGAUGGGCCAGCGGGGGUUUCUCACUCUUCCAUUUCCAAUGGAGAUGGUGCCAAAGCUCCAGAACCAAAUGACAGCCAGCUGGACACAGAGGUGGAUGACGAGAGAGACAAAGAAGAAGAACAGAAAGAAGCUGUCCUUAAAAACCUCAACCAAGACCUCUCUCCUAAUUCCCUGACCAGUCACAUGACCAUAAUGCACUCCCGCAACUCCUGCAAGACGCUGAAAUGCCCCAAGUGUAACUGGCACUACAAGUCCCAACAUACUCUGCAAGUCCACAUGAAGGAGAAACACCCAGAGACGGGAGGCCAGUGUGUGUGCGCGGCCUCCGGGGUAAAGUGUGUGUGUGGCGCUGCGACGCGAGGUGUGUGUGCAUAUUGCAGUUCGGGAAAACCCCAUCCUCGCUUGGCCCGUGGCGAGACCUAUGCCUGUGGCUACAAGCCCUACCGCUGUGAGGUGUGUGACUAUGCUACCUCAUCGAAAGGCAACCUCAGCAUACACAUGCAGUCGGAUAAACACCUUAAUAACGUCCAAAACGGGGGACAAUCGAAUGGUAGCGUGCACACUUCCCACAUUACCGGCAACAACAACAACAGCAGCAGCAGCAGCAGCAGCAGCAGCAGCUUCUCCGACGGUAACGCGGCGGAUGAGCCCACGUACAAGCCCCCGCUCUCUACGGCCACCACCCAGCCCGCCAAGCUCACACCCCCGGCACACACUCACUCUCAUGGUAAGCGGUGGCGGUGUGACGUGUGCGACUAUGAGACCAGCAUCGCCCGCAACCUGCGCAUACACACCACCAGCGAGAAACACACCCACAACAUGCUGCGGCUCCAGAGAGGUUACUACCUGUCGCACUGUAGGAGUCUCGCCCCUCAGCUGAAACACUUACAGAGCGCAGGUGCAGAGCUCUCCUUGAAUAUGCGACUGACCAGUCAGCAAGUCGCAGAUCAACCAGUCACCCUUGGGUCUACGCUGACUCCUUCUCCCUCCCCCUCCCCCUCGCCUCCUCCAGCCCCGUCUCUGUCCCCCACUGAACCCCUCUCCCAGGGGGGCGUGUUUCAAUGCCUUGUCUGCUCCUGCUUUUCGUCUGACAGCUUAGAGUCCGUGGAGCAGCACCUGAACGCCCCUCGAUCUCUGCCCCAGCCUGAGUGGUGCUCCCUGGUCGCUGGCGGCUGCCACUGCAGGCUGUGCGGCUACACCACCCAGCUGAGGGCUAACUUCUCCUUACACUGCCAGACGGACAGACACCGCACCCGCUACCAGCUCGCCGCUCACCUCCAGGAGGGCGGGGAUAGGGGCGAGGAGGGGGCGGCCCUCAUUGCCAAGGGCAACCCCAUCCAGGUGAGGUGCAACCUGUGCGACUACGUGACCGGCAGUUUGGAUAAGCUGCGAGGACAUUCCCUCAGUUCCCACCACAAGGCCAGCGUCCGGGUUUACCGAUUCCUGCAGCAGUAUGACGGGGAGGUUGAUGGGGGAUCGUGGCUGUUCCAUUGUCUCUUAUGCAACCACUCAUCCUCUUCUAAACUACAAGUACUGAAACACAGUCAAACCCCAACCCAUCAGCAGAGGGAAGGGCUGCUACAGCUGGAGCCAAUGGGUGGAGAGGAGUUGGCAGCCAUUUUUACCAUCAGGAAAAGCCCUGACGGUGUCACAGGAGAGCUCAGUGAGGAUAUUGAAACUUCCAGUGAGACCACCGCUGGUCCUUUGGACACAACCAAAGACACUUGUAACUUGGGGACAAAGCAGAUUUCUAAAGAGACAGAACCGACUAGGGAGGAGGAAAGCGAAAAGAGGGAGUCGUUUUCAUCAGUCAAGCGUCCAUCCUCUGAAUGUGAGGAAAUGGAAAACUCCAUCUCAACCAAACGUCCCAGAAUACACCAGCAAAAUCCAAACCAGCAGACUGUCCAGUGCCCUUUGUGCCAGGUUAAACUCCAACACACACACCUUCGGCAGCAUCUCACGCACGUGCACAAUGUGGCACAGGACUGUGUAGACAAGCUCAUCAGCACAGUCACACUAUCCAAGGAACAACCGCAGCCUAAGCUGCAGGCAGAACCACAGACAGAAGAUUCUAGUGUCUGUGUUGAUUUACAGAACAACCAAGGCAUUUCAGUUGAGAGCACUGAGGGAGAUGUAGCCACACCCAAAGAUGUCACAGCUCUACUCACCCCACCCCUAGAAGACAACACCACUCACCCUUACAAUGGCAGACUGGCUCCUCAGUCCCCAAUUCAGACCCCCCCUUCCUCGCCAACCGGCGACCCCCCUCCCUUUUCUGAUCGCCAUGGUUACCGGUUCCGUUGCAGCAGGUGCAGCUUGGCGUUCCCCACUCAAGAGAAGCUCCAGCUGCACUGGCAGUACCAUGCCAUGAGGGCGGCAACAGAGUGCCCGCUCUGCGCUCGCCGGUGCCGCAGUCAAGAGGCCUUGCAGAGACACAUGCAGAACACACACUCACAGCUGGACAACACACUGGGGACAGGAUACACUCUCACCGCCUCACACCGCUCAAUACAUGGAGCAAAACAAGAGUUCAGUUCAACAAGAUUUUAGUUAUCACCUCAAGCGGGUCAAGAAGCAGUAGAGGGUGAGUAUGAAGAGAUGGAGGAAGACGCCCUAGGCAUGGAGGGAAAGGAGGAACAAAAGGAGGAAGUACAGGUGAAAGAGAAUGACGUAAACGGGGAAAUUGAUGGAGAGGAUGAAGUUUCGACUGAGCCAGACAAAGGGUCAAAUGAGGAGAUCGUAACAGAACCUACUUCAGGCUUCCUGGUCAAAAAGGGCUCCAAUCCCUCAAUGGAUCGCUAUCUGGAUCCAGCCAGGCCCUACAAAUGCACAAUAUGCUCUGAAUCCUUUACCCAGAAAACCAUUCUUCUGGUCCACUAUAACUCUGUGUCCCAUCUCCACCGGGCCAGAAGGGCGUUACAGGACUCUGGCACAGGUGUUGCUGUCCUCGAGGCUCCCCGUGGCCCAGAUCCUAGGCCCUACCGAUGCCGAUUGUGUGGAGUGGGCUAUAGCCAGAGCUCCACGCUGGACAUACAUCUUCGCUCUGUUCUUCAUCAGACUAGAGCUCGUGCUGCCCAGAACUCAGCUCCACAGACCCCAGCAUCAAGUGUGGGGGCUUCAGUCCCCACUACUCUUACUUCGGCUCCCAACAAAGAAGAAACAUCAAAGGGUUUACCAUUCUCCAAGAGACCAGAUGUAGGAAACUCUUCAACCUCUUUACUAUUAGGCCCUGGUGUAGCAACUGACGCCCAGCGAACCCUCUCUAUCCCAACAGAAAGCCAGCAGGCUAAAAGUAGAGUUGCAGAACUUAUAGCGUCAAGAAACCAGCUAAUGUUAAUACAACAGCAGCAGUUAGCCCAGGCUCAGGCACAGGCCCACGCUCAGCUACAGCAACACACAGCUCUGCUCCAGUCCCAAUUGAUGCAGCACCUUCCCUUAGGGACAGAAAAUCUCCUUAAACAACACUUCUCCCUGGCACCAGACAACUUGCUCUCUCUGCAGCAGCAACUUCUGUUGCCCUUUUAUUUGUCAGGGGACAUGACUUUUAACCCAGAAUUAAGUGUUAAGAACCCAGAACUUAGUCAGUUGGUAUGUGCCAGCUCCAUCCCCAAAGAACCAGUUACGGUGGAAGUUAAAAAGGAGUGCCAAACUCAAAUAGAUGAGAACCAAACCCAGAGACAACAUUCAAAUUCAACUGUUAGCCAAUUAAAGGAUUGUGUGCAGUGUGAAGCCAAUGUUGAAGCUGGCGGCAGUGGAUCCGCCAACAACAAGUUUGAACAAGGAGACAGCAAUUCUAAUCAAGACGAAGGAAAAGAAGAAAGGCCUGUUCCUAGUUUUAAAAAUAAGUGUCAGAAAGCAGAAACGGAUUCCUCUUCAUUUACUCGCCAUGGAUUGCAAUGUCCUCCUCCCAGAGUUCCCUAUGCAGCUGUGAAUGGCGAGCCUGUUCGGGCCCUGCUGCAGAGCUAUGGCUAUGAGUUGGCACUGCAAUACAUACAAAGUAGACAUAGACACCAGCAGCAAAUACCAAUCCAUAUGAUACCAGAUAAACCAGGGGGCUCUGAUAAUGACAAGAUGGAGGGUUACUCAAAAGAAGAAAAAGUUGAGUUAAGUGGACUACAGGAUGUAAAGCCAGAAGGCUGUAUCAACGAUGACAAAGAAUUAGAAGGCAACAAAGAGAUCCAAAGUUUGCCACAUGACAAAACAAAUCAAGAAGAGGAAUCCGUAAAGAAAGAGAAAGGUUGUUGUGGAAAGGGAGAAAAGUGUAGAGACUGUGGCAAGUUUUUUUCAGAUGCCUUGAUUCUGAAAAGUCACCGGGAGUACAUUCAUAGGAAACUGUUUCCUACUCCUGCACUGGAGAGAUUUUCCAGGGAGUACAGGCUGCAGUAUGACCAGAUGUACCCACUCACACAACCUAAAUCUGUAGAUAAUCCAAAUGCCUCUGCCUCCGCUCCUGUCCCAUCCUUGAAAUCAGAACCAGCAAUGGAACCGGUUAUGUCUCAAGUUAAAAGUCUUGAGCCCUCUCCUGCACCGUCGUUUUCAGAUCCCAUAACAAACGCAUGUGCUCUUGCUACAGAUAUAUCAACAACUACUCCCACACCUUCUUCUUCUCCUCCAUUAAUUCCUCAAUCUCAAGAAUAUCCGCAACAAGAGUCACCCACCACAAGCCCGGCUGCAACAGCUACUUCUCAAACAACAACCCCAGCGAAGGCCACACCUCUUACCUUACAGAAAAUACCUAUGCUUCCUCCAGGCUUGUCUCAGCUUCCCAUUGCCCAACGGCCUUUACCUAACCUUCCCCUACCCCACAUUCCUUUUCCCAUGGACCUACCCCUCCUUUCUCCGGUUGUGAUGCAGUCUGUGGGUCUCCAGCCCCAACCUUGGUUAGACUCAAGUAUGAACCCUGAGUUGGCAAAACUCUACCAAUCUCAACUCAACACGGCACUUCUAGGGCAACAGCCACAGCUCAGUCCUUCUCUGCUUGUCCAGCAGUCCCAGCUCAGCCCAGCUUUGCAAGGUCAGCCAUCCCAGAUCAAUUCUACGCUGAUAGGUCAACCAUCCCAACACAGCCCUAUCCAAACAGGACAGCAACCCCAAGUCAGCCCAACAAUACAUGAACAUCAGGGUAAGAGAACCCGAACCCGCAUCUCUGAGGAGCAGCUGACUGUCCUGAGGAAACACUUUGAUAUUAACAGUCUCCCCAGUGAUGGAGACAUGAACAAGAUGUCUGGUCUGUCUGGGUUGCCUCAUAAAGUUAUCAAACACUGGUUUCGCAACACCUUAUUUAAAGAGCGCCAGCGAGACAAGGAUUCCCCUUACAAUUUUAAUAACCCCCCAACUAUAGCCCUAGAGGAGCCCAGAAAAGUAGCACAAACCCAGCCUCUGUCACUUUCCCCAUGUUCGCUGUCCCCAGCCAUUCCAGCCCAUACCUCCCCACAGGCCCACACAACAGACCUCCCAAGAGGAGAGCCCCAUAGGGGCCGACGCUCUUCCCGAACCCGCUUUACGGAACAACAGCUGGAGACCCUGCAGAAGGUGUUUGAGGCGACUCCCUAUCCCAGAGAGGAAGAAUAUGAUCGAAUGUCUGCUUUGUUGUCCCUCCCUAAUAGAGUCACUGUUGUGUGGGUACAAAAUGCAAGACAGAGAGCCCGUAAAAAUCAAGAACGGGGGACUGAUGAUGGAUCAGAGGGUAAGAACCAACAUGACAACCUACACAGACAGCGAACUGGCCUCUACAAGAAUGAUGAUGAGGAUAAUAGCUGUGGUGAUGAAGCACAAGGUGAAUCUCCGAAUGAAACUCCAUGGAUCUGAUAUGAGUAUUACACCAACCCUGACUCACCUGUUCUUGAUCCUUCCUCCUCCGGCAUGGAAAGUGAGCAUACAACAGUUAAUGGUGAACCACCACCUGUUACUAGUAAACAAGAAGACAAAACAACCUCUUCUCGGGCUAACAAGAGCCUUGCUCUGGUUCAAACUCCAAAUGAAAUUUCAGAUGUAGACAUCCAAUGUAUGGAAGUUGCUAAAGCCAAGAAAACCAUGUCCACUCCACCACCUGAGCCCAACCUUCAGCCAGAAAUUACUCCAGAAAGACCCCGCCCUCACUCCUCCUCCUCUUCACAAAAAGAUGUUCCUGCCAUUGCAUCCACAGCUCAUUCUAGCCAGGGCAAUAGAUGCAACCCUCCUUCUGAUCCAGCUGUUGAAAAGCCUGUUGAUACAUCACCAAGCCUCCCUGCUGCUUCAGAGUCUGACACAAGUUACAUUCGGCUGCCGGAUGCCACCUCUUGUCUGUCCACGGAAACCCAACAAAAAAAACAACCCCAAACACAGGCUCAGUUUCAGUGCAGUCUCUGCCCAGUGUCAUUACCCUCAUUCCAACUUUGGCAAGAACAUCAGACCAGGCACCUCCUGGCAGCUCAGUCCCAGGUCCAAUUUCUACACUCUGGCUUCACAGACCGAACCAUGCCUUACAUGAUGCUCCAUCCGAACCACACCCUGAUGGCUAGCCAAAUGAUGUCCCAAAUGCACUCUAAUCCCACACAUUCCAUGAUUUCACACUUAAACAGCAUACAAAUGAAUAACACGCUCUCUGAUCACUCGAGUAACAACCUCACUAACCUCUCUCAAAGUUCCCUAACACCCAUGAAGCAGAGCUCAAAGCUCAUGUCGGAAACCAAUUUUGAAGGCCAAAGGGGCGUUGGAGAGAUUGAGGAAGAGCACCGAAGGGAUAAACGUCAGAGAACCACCAUCACCCCAGAACAGCUUGAAGUGUUGUAUCAGCGCUACAGUAUGGACUCCAACCCCACAAGAGGAGUGCUGGAAGGCAUUGCACGCGAUGUCGGCCUGACGAGACGUGUGGUUCAGGUCUGGUUUCAGAAUACACGAGCCAGAGAGCGAAAAGGGCAGUUCCGGUCAAUGGGUCCAGGAUCCAGUUUCAGUUUGGGUUUAAACCACUUGCGCUGCCCAUUCUGUAGGGCUCUCUUCAAGGUAAAGAGUGCUCUUGAUGCCCAUAUGAGGUCACGCCACUGGGCAGAGGCUGAAAGAGCAGGCUACAACUUAUCGAUGAGUAAUGGAUCCAAUGGGCCAAUAGGGAUGGCUAUGUCCUCUGUCAUGGACAGACCAGGCCCGUCUAUCUCCUCCAACCCCAUCCCAAACAAUGGCUAUGUCAUCCUUAACAAAGAGUUGAGUAUGAAGCCACCUGUUACCUCUUUAACCACCGAUCUGAACAACCCAGAAGAGGAUGAUGACUAUGAGGAAGAUGAUGAGGAGUACCCAUGUGAGGAGGGUUCAAGUGUGGUUGACCAAGGUUCUCCCAGUCCAGAGGGAUCCGGGGGUCCGAGCUCAGAUUGGGGUGAUACGCUGAGUCUGCAACAGCACCAACAUCAGCAGCAGCGGCAACGGACACAGAUGAGCCACUACCAGGUACUCCAGCUCAGAGACUUCUACAGGAGCCACCGCACCCCCAACCGACAUGAGUGUGAGACACUGGGCCAGGAGCUGGGACUGCCUCACAGAGUUGUGCAGGUGUGGAUCCAGAUUGCAGAGCAAAGGAGAAGAGGGCCAGGAGCCUGA